This is a messenger RNA of Hipposideros armiger (great roundleaf bat), 461 nucleotides long. Its product is annotated as HEAT repeat-containing protein 5A-like. NCBI's taxonomy places the organism in Eukaryota, Metazoa, Chordata, Mammalia, Chiroptera, Hipposideridae. The record is from RefSeq and is a predicted model, not a curated record. Gene Ontology annotation, biological process: retrograde transport, endosome to Golgi; endocytosis; intracellular protein localization. Gene Ontology annotation, cellular component: endocytic vesicle; Golgi apparatus; membrane. The coding region runs from base 3 to 374 and encodes 123 amino acids. The transcript has 4 exons.
UUAUGACAUUAGCUGAGGAUUUGCUGUGUUCUGCUACUCAAAACAGUCGCCUUUCAGCUCAGCGCACACAAGCUGGAUGGUUGUUGAUUGCUGCUCUCAUGACAUUAGGUUCAGCAGUUGUCAGUCAUCACCUUGCUCGCGUUCUGCUCUUGUGGAAGUGUGUCUUUCCAGUGACUCCUAAAGAUCUAGAAACAGAAAAGAGCCGAGGAGAUUCAUUUACGUGGCAGGUCACCCUAGAAGGACGAGCCGGUGCUCUCUGUGCGAUCAAGAGUUUUGUUUCCCACUGUGGUGAUCUCCUUACUGAGGAAGUAAUUCAGCGUCUUCUUCCACCACUUCCUUGUGCUGUGGAUUUGCUAACUCAGCUAGGAUCUUGAAAGAAAAACACAUAUUAAAAGGGAAGGAAAGUUACUUGGUGGAUAAUGUAUCUUCCAUACAGUCAGAUUUAACCAAGAAAUUAAAUA